AUGUCAGUUUUAGUGGUGGUGGAUAAUAUAUUAAAAAGGAAGCCACAAAAAAGUUGGAAAGUGGUAUAAAUUUGUUAAUUAAAUGAAACCUAGAAUGAUAGAAAAGGAUUAGGAUCUUUGCUGUUCAUAUAAUCAUAAUCUUCCUAUUUUGAUGGUUAUUAGUGA
Paramecium sonneborni is the source of this 165-nucleotide messenger RNA. Lineage: Eukaryota; Ciliophora; Oligohymenophorea; Peniculida; Parameciidae. The record is from the annotation of a GenBank genome assembly.